AUGCUUGAAAAUCGAGUAUUAUGUACCAAACGAAAGUUUGAUACAACUUUUUCUUUUUUUUGCUGCUACUUAAAAAAAAAUAAUAAGCUAAAAUUUUCUUAUUUUUCAACUCAGAAAACAUUAAUUUACGAACAUAUUGGUGAAAAUGAUUUUUUAUUAAAAAAAAAUAAUUCCAUUUAUUCCCUUGUCAAUUAUAAUUAUGUUAAUAAUAAAAUUCGCGAAAUAAAUUCUUAUUUAAAAAAUAAUGAAAAUGUUGAUAAAAUAAUUGAAAAUUUAUAUAUUUUAUGUGUAAAAGGAAAUAUAGGCCUAUGUGACGAAAGAAUAAAAUAUUAUGUUAAUUUUAUAUUAAGUUACAUAAAUGAAUAUAUAAAUGAAUCAAAAGAUAGUUCAAUUACUAUAGAUAAAUUUAAUAACCAACAAAAAUGUUUUAUAAACAUUAGUAGUUAUUUGUUGUUCUUAAAUAUUUUAAAAGUGUUAAAUAUAAAAACUGAUUUCGAUCGUUUAUUGAAAUAUGUAAGUCAAAAUAUUCACUUUUUUUCUAUUGACGUUGUUAGAAAAAUUGCUUUUAAUCAUGACUUAAAAAAAAAUCAUGAUUUUUUUUUUAAAGAAGUGUUAAAUUAUAUUUACACAUUAAUCCAAUAUAACAAUGAAUUAUACUUUCAAGAAAUAAAAAAUAUAAAUAUAUGUAUUAAUAUUUGUACAAAUUUUUUUUUUGGUAAAAAAUAUAUUGAGGAAAAAAAUAUGUAUGAUUAUGAAUUUAACGACGAUAUAAUUUAUUUAUAUAACAUGAAUUAUAUUUAUAUAAAUCACAUUGCUAUAUUUUGCAAUUUAAUACAUGCUAAAAAUACAAUUUAUGAUAAGAAAAAAUGUUAUAAAAGUGAAGAAUAUGCAUCAGAAAAGAAUGAAAAAGAAAAAUCAUCAAAAUAUGGAAUUACAGAAGCUUCUGCAUAUAUUUAUUCUAAUAAUCAGAAAAGUAUUAACGAAAAUUCUAAUUUAAUUCAAGAUAAUAAUAGAAAAGAAACUGUUCAUUCACACAAUGAAAAGAAAUUGAAUAAAAAUAUAAAUGUAAAAUAUGAUGUUGAAAGUAACAUUGAUAAGACAAAUUUAAAAGGUGAAAAUACUAAGGAUAAUUUUAUUAAUAUAAUAUCAAGUAGUGAUGAAAAUAUAAAAGAAUACAAUAUGGAAACUUACGAUUUAGGAAAAUUAGAAAGUUAUGUAAUGAAUAUAAAUGAUUUUUAUUUUAAUUAUUAUAUGAUAGAUACAAUAUAUACUCUUUUUAAUUAUUACACGAAUUUAUCUAAAAAAAAAAAGAUAAAUAAGGAACUUUUAUUUUUUUUUAUACCUGAUGUAAAGAAUUAUAUUAAGAAUAUUAUUUUGAAUUUUAUUGUUAAUAUAAAUAGUAAUUUAUAUAGAAACAAAAUGUUAAAAAGUAAGAGAAUAAUAGCAUCAAUAGAAAGAAUAUUAAAAUUAGGUAAUUCAUUUGAAAUACCUUUUAAAUUAGAACAAUUUGUAUUACACUACUGCAAUAUAUUACUAGUAAAUAAAUUAGAUUUAUCAUUAAUAGAUAAUAUUAAAAUAUUAAGUAUUUUUAAAGAAAUAAAAAAAAUAAGUGAAAAAAAAAAUUUGGAAAAUACACCAGAACAAAAAAUUAAAAAUAAAAAUAUUAAUGAUCAUCCGUUAAAUAAAUUAGAAAAUGGAGUAAUAGAAGAAAAAAAAGAUUUAAAAUUGUCUCUCUUUAGCUUAAACUUUAAAUUAAAUUUUACUAAUAUUGAUUACCAUUGUUAUAGUUUAUAUAGUUAUUUUGAUAACAUGAUUAAGUUAGUUUGUAACAAUUUAAAAAAUUGUUUACAUAACUCUAAAGGUACGGAUAUUUGUUUGCUUAUUCCUUUAGUUUACGAAUUUUAUAAAUAUAUUGAUGAAGAAUUAAAAAAUAUAUUAAUAGUUCAGAUAACUUGUAAUAAAGAGGAUAUAAAUGAAAACAAUCUUAUAAAUAUCAUUCGAGUAUUUUCUAAGGUGAACUAUAAGAAUGAACUGCUUGAAAAGUUUAUAUAUAAAAAUGUUAAAUUUUUUUCAAAUGGAAAAGAUGAAUGGGGAAUCAAGAAAAUAAAUACUUUUUUUUCUUCUCCAAAAUUGUUUUUUUUAUUUUUUUAUUAUAAAAGCAAAAAUAAUUUAUUUACCUAUAAAGAUAUUUAUUAUAUAGAAAAUUAUAUACAAAAUCACUUUUUUGAAAUGAAUAUAAAAGAUUUUAUUAACAUUUUAUUAAUUUAUUAUAAAAAUAAAACUUUUUUAUUGCCAGAAUUAUUAAUUAAAAUAGGUGUUAUUUUUAAUAACGCCAAAAAAUCUAUAAGUAAAAACGAAUUAUUAUUUUGUUUAUUUUUACUUUCAAAAAAUUAUUAUUAUUUGUCAAGAGAAAAUUAUGAAAUGGAAAAAGAUAUAAAUUUACACAAAAAAAUUAAUAUAUUUAGAAAAGUCCAAUAUAAUCAACAACAAAUCAACGAAUUUAUAAAUAUAAUUAAUGAUAUUUUAUUUUUUGUCUAUGAAGAAAAAAAAAUAAAUUAUCAUCCUGAACAGAUAAAAUAUGUUGAAGAAAAAAUAAACAAAAAUUUAUCCGAAAACGAAAUAAAAAAAGAAAAAGAAAAUAAUAAAAAAGAUCAUGAAGGAACAAAUAUACUCCAAGACAGUAGUCUAAUAAAUGAAAAAAUAAAUAAUUCUAAAAUAAAUUUUAACGAAUUAAAAACAAAUUUUAUAAUGAUGAAAAUACUUCAUAAUUUAUAUUAUUCUUUUUUUUCAGUUUGUAAAAAAAAAGAAAUUUUGAAUAAUCAUCAUGAUAAAUUACUAUCUCAUUUAUUUUUAUGUUUUAAUAAUAAUUACACAAAAAAUAUAGAAGAAAUUAAAUAUGUUCCUCCUUUAUUAUUUUAUUUCAGCUAUUUUAAUAAAGCUUCUCCCUUUUAUUUUGAAAAGCAAAUAUUAUAUAUAUUAAAGAAUUAUGUAAUUGAUGAUAAAAUAAUUAAAUAUAUAUUAUUAAGUCAUGUAUUUAUUAAGAAGAAAAUUCCUGAUGAAGUAAAAAAGUGCAUAAAGGAAUAUGUAGCAAAAAAUUUUGAAAGCUUUAAUAGUAAUCUUCAAAUAUUAUGCUUUAAAUUCUGUAAUCAUUUUUUAAAUAUAAAAAACGAAGAGAAUACAAAUGAAAUAAAUGACAUUUCUUUGUUCAAUCAUAUAUUAAAUUAUUUACUAUUAAAUUUAGAAAAGAUGAAACCAUAUCAUUAUUUAACUAUAUAUUUUACCAUUUGCAAUAAUUUUGUUAAAAAAAAAAAGCAUUAUAUUCAAUUGUUUUAUUAUAUGAACAAAUUUGCUUCCCAUUAUAAUAAUGAACAGUUAUUUCUAAUACUUUUUUAUAUGUAUAAAACAGGAUAUAGUAAACCAAAAAUAAGAAAAAAAAUAAGAAAUUUAAUUUUAUUUCGUUACAAAAAAAGAUUAAUUAAUUUAAGUACAUUCAUAAAAUAUAUAUUACCACUUGAUGAGUUCGGUAUAUAUCAUCUCUUCCCAAUUAAAUUUCAGAAUAUUAUAUAUAAUCAAUUAACAGAAGAAGUGAAAUCUUGUGUUAGACAACCUCUAGAAGAUGAUGUGAUGAAAGAGAUAAGAAAUGAAGAAAAAGACGAUAAAAUUGAAAUAAGUGAAAAACAAGAAGAUGCACCUAUAUAUAUUUUUGAACAAAUGGUUAAAAAUUAUUAA
Messenger RNA from Plasmodium relictum, 3729 nucleotides. Its product is annotated as conserved Plasmodium protein, unknown function. The coding region runs from base 1 to 3729 and encodes 1242 amino acids. Lineage: Eukaryota; Apicomplexa; Aconoidasida; Haemosporida; Plasmodiidae. The transcript has 4 exons. The record is from RefSeq and is a predicted model, not a curated record.